UUCCCUUAUCGAUCUCACACCGAGCAUUAGACGAUCAGUUUCCCGUGUUGCAGAUUACAGAUCGGACCGUCUCGACGACCUUCGUAACAUACCUAUACUGUACUAAUGUAGAUACUCUAGAUUUAUAUAAACCGCACGUUUAUACACACGGUCGAGAAUAGUUUGCAAUCAUCAUUCUGUGUCUAUCUAGAUGGCAGGCGAGACUACCGAUUCGACGACGUUGCAGACAGAAGCAGAAGUAGAACAGGAAGUGACUCCGUGGACGGUGCAAGCGGGAAAAAGGGGAAUCGACUACAACAGACUAAUCGAACAGUUUGGUAGUCAACGAAUCGAUCCCGCUUUACUAAAAAGAAUCGAACAAGUCACAAAGCAGUCCCCACAUCGAUUCCUGAGGAGAGAAAUAUUCUUUUCUCACAGAGACAUGCAACUCGUGCUGGAUAACUAUGAAGGAGGAAAGCCUUUCUAUCUGUACACAGGAAGGGGACCGUCGUCGGAGGCCAUGCAUCUGGGGCAUCUGAUCCCUUUCAUUUUCACGAAGCACCUGCAAGACGUUUUCGACGUGCCGUUGGUUAUUCAGAUGACGGACGAUGAGAAAUUUCUGUGGAAGGAUCUCGCUCUAGAUGAGGCCUAUCGUUUGGCGUACGAAAAUGCGAAGGACAUCAUUGCUUGCGGAUUCGACGUCAAGAAAACGUUUAUCUUUUCCGAUCUCGACUUCAUGUCUGAACCUCAGUUCUACCGAAAUGUACUGAAGGUAAGAAAAUGUGUCACUUUCAAUCAAGUAAAAUCAAUCUUCGGCCUAACAGAGAGUGAUUCCACAGGCAAGAUCGCAUUUCCAGCAGUUCAAGCGGUACCUUCCUUCAGCAAUACAUUCCCUCAAAUCUUCGGGGAUCGCGCAGACAUUUUCUGUCUCAUUCCCUGCGCAAUAGACCAAGAUCCGUAUUUUCGCAUGACACGCGAUGUAGCACCGAGACUCGGAUACCUAAAGCCAGCACUCGUCCACUCCACAUUCUUUCCCGGACUUCAAGGUCCCAAAGGCAAAAUGAGUGCAAGCGAUCCCAAUUCAUCCAUAUUUCUGUCCGACACAAGCGAACAGAUUAAAACAAAGAUUCAAAAGCACGCCUUCUCUGGAGGCCGCGAUAACCUGGAAGAGCACAGAAAACACGGUGGAGACACCGACCUCGACGUCUCGUACCAAUAUCUCACAUUCUUCUUAGACGAUGAUGCAAAACUUGCUCAAAUAAAAGAGGACUACGAGAGUGGACGUAUGCUGACUGGAGAGCUAAAGCAGGUGCUAAUCCAAGUUUUGCAAGAACUCGUCGUACAACAUCAAGAACGCAGGAAGAGCGUUACCGACGAGAUGGUGCGGCAGUUCAUGACACCCAGACCGCUAAACUUCGAUGCUGCUCGUAAAUAAUGCACGACGGGGAGAUAAAAAAGAAAUAAGAUUUUAAGACAAACUCGUUCAACCAUUGUUGAGCUACUAUCUAUACAGUAGAGAAGUGGCUAGUAGUAUAGUAAACGUUCUUGAAAGAUAAUAUACCACUUCUUGUCCCUCGUA
Molecule: messenger RNA, 1558 nt
Organism: Corticium candelabrum
Lineage: Eukaryota; Metazoa; Porifera; Homoscleromorpha; Homosclerophorida; Plakinidae
Product: tryptophan--tRNA ligase, cytoplasmic-like
Exons: 9
Coding region: 191-1414 (407 amino acids)
Biological process (GO): tryptophanyl-tRNA aminoacylation
Cellular component (GO): cytoplasm
Molecular function (GO): ATP binding; tryptophan-tRNA ligase activity
Source: RefSeq, a predicted model, not a curated record